Molecule: messenger RNA, 171 nt
Organism: Acanthamoeba castellanii str. Neff
Lineage: Eukaryota; Discosea; Longamoebia; Acanthamoebidae
Exons: 2
Coding region: 1-171 (56 amino acids)
Source: RefSeq, a predicted model, not a curated record
AUGCACACGGUCGCAAGGUUUCCAAGUGGCGAGUGCUUACCCAAGUGGCUUUCAGCAUCCAUCAUCCUAUUGCAAUUGGUGGCUUGUCUGGAUUGCUCAUCUUGUAGUGGCCACAGUUGGCUACGUUGGAUUGCGCACUCGAGACCUGCGCCUCCUAAUACCUGUGCGUAG